This is a messenger RNA of Striga asiatica, 2886 nucleotides long. Lineage: Eukaryota; Viridiplantae; Streptophyta; Magnoliopsida; Lamiales; Orobanchaceae. The record is from the annotation of a GenBank genome assembly.
CCUCGCUCAAACCCUAAUUGCCCCUUUUUGCCCACCCACGAUUAGGUGCAGUUCUUCGCUCCUUCACCCAUCUUUUCAACAAAAUAUCUCAAAUUGCCCCCACAAAUUUAGCGGCGGCGGCCUUUGUACUCGAUCGGCGGUUUCAUCUCUUUCUCCUACCGUAGUCUCCGGCGAUAUAUUUUAAUACAUGUUUUUUGGGGUAAAAUGCUGCCGGAGUUUCGUCGGAGCUGAGAUUCACCGGCGGUGUGAUUCAUGGCGUCCGCCGUGCUAGUGAGCCAGAAAGAGUCGAGCUGGGGCCCCAUGGGGAAGAAUCCGUACUCCAAUCCCCAUUUGAAUGCAAACCCUAACCCUAACCCCAAGAAAAAGCAGAAGCAGUUCCACCACGCCGCCGCCGCCGCGAACGGCGUCGCUGGCGGGCGGUUUUACGGCAACGUCAACAGUUACCACAACUUUGAAUCCCCAGCAGUGACGCAGACGGCGUCCGAUGACGCCUAUUCCUUCAAUCAGACGACCACCAGCCGCAACGUAGCCAAUUACGGGGGCUACGUGUCCUUUAAUGUAGCCUCGUACACGAAGUCGGAGCUCCUUGAGCUUCGGAAGCGGCUGUCGGCGGAGCUCAAUCAGAUCCGCGAUUUGCGAGAUCGAAUUCAGUCUGGUCAACUCAGCACGACAGAGAACCCUAGAUCCCAGGUGAAAUCGAAGAAAUCCGCCGGAAACAAGAGACCUGGCGCUGUUGUUGCAUCCACUCCCAAAAAUUUGCCCAAUGCAUACGGCAAUGGUGGUGUAGACCCUGUCAAUUGGGAGAUGAUGCUGAAGGAAUGCGGCAAGAUCGUGGCAAAAUUAAUAAAGCACAAGUUUGGCUACAUAUUCAAGGUACCCGUUGAUGCUGUGGCCAUGGGGCUUCAUGAUUAUCAUCUGAUUGUGAAGCGACCCAUGGAUCUUGGCACGGUGAAGACAAAUCUCGCCAGGAAUCUCUACAGGACUCCUAUGGAGUUUGCAGCUGACAUGCGGUUGACUUUCAACAAUGCAUUGCUGUACAACCCCAAGAGUGAUCCUGUUAAUGGGAUGGCAGAGCAGUUGCUGGCCAAAUUCGAGGAUUUGUAUAAGCCGAUACAGGAGAAGAUUGAUAGUUCUUUAGAGCAGCAAAGGGAGUUGGAGGCUUGCGAUUUUCGGGCAGUUGAUGAGCUCCAUUACAGGGGUUUUGAUGAGUUGCAGGGGAGCUCAUGGAAUAACCAUGGCAACCAGGUUUUAACCUCCCCAGUCAGAGGGAAGAAAGGUAAGCCUAAAAGCAGUCCAGUUCCCAUUUCCGAGGUGUUGAAGAAGCCAGACAGAUUGCAAGCUCAUUCUAGUGCUUCAACAGCUUCAAAUCCCCCUCCUUCAAUGAUCCAGCAGCCUCCCUUGAUGCAUGAGAUGUCUCAUUCUCCAGUGAGAGCUCCCGCUUUGCCGCCUGUUAGAGAGCUGAAAGUCGGGAGGGGUGCUGCACCGAAGCUGCCAAAGCCAAAAGCUAAGGAUAUUGAUAAACGAGACAUGAGUAUGGAUGAGAAGCAGAAGCUGGGUAUGGGUUUGCAGAGCUUGCCUCAAGAGAAAAUGCCUCAGUUGGUGCAAAUCAUAAGGAAGAGGAAUAGACACUUGGCCCAGGAUGGAGAUGAAAUUGAGCUUGACAUUGAGGCUCUCGACAAGGAAACCCUGUGGGAGCUCGACCGUUUUGUCACCAACUGGAAGAAGAUGGUGAGCAAGACUAAGCGGCAGGCAUUGAUGAACACUCAAGCAAUUGAGCCUCUUCCUCCUGUCAGUCCUGUUGGCGAAGCCGAUAUGGGUGCAAUGAGUGACAAAAACGAUGAUGAAAUGAUGAAGAAAUUGAAGGAUAACGAUGAUGAGGAUGUGGACAUUGAUGAUGAUAUGCCUGCUGCAAGUUUCCCGCCAGUGGAGAUUGAAAGAGAUGAAGGGGCAGGUGCUGUAGCUGUCCAGGACCAGAUCCAUGAUAAUGUAGAUGCUCAUCAUGACCAUGAUCAUGUAGGAGCCCAGGUUCAGGAACAUGAAGCUGUCCAUGAUAAUAAUGAACGAGGCAAUGCAAGCAGUAGCUCAAGCAGUUCAGGAAGUUCGAGCAGUGAUUCGUCUUCCUCUAGCGGUACUGACAUUGAUUCUGAUUCUGAUUCUGAUUAUGAUUAUUCUGAUUCAGGGAGCUCCUCUGGGAGUGAUUCAGAUGCUGAUGAUGCGCAGUCGUGAUGUCUAUGGUCUCUCUAUAUGAGGUUUGAGGAGAUGGGACUUGGGUCGGGGUGUUUGUUGUAUGGAUAAGUAAAGCAAGUUUGUUGUUGAGAGUGGCAAAGCUGAAAAACAAAGCUGCCCUUUUGGGUUGGUGGUGGUUUGUGUGAAGCUUGAUGGGAUUUAUAUGUAUUCCUAGCCUGUUGUUUGCUGAGUUGGUAAGGGAGGGACUAGUGUAGAAUAGGAGUGGGUACAAAGAAAAAGAUUCAGUAGAAUGUAGAUAUAGAGCUGAAUGGGGAUAUAUGUCUGUACAGUUUCACCAAAGAAUUAGUGGCAAAGAUUUCUAAUCUUUUGAUUAUUUGCAAUUUAUGUGUUUCAUCUUUCCAGCUCUUUUUCAUCUUGAAUUGUAUUUUUGGCCGUAUUCGAGAGGGGUAUGAUAUGGUGGGGUGUGUUGAGUAUGUGCUUGAAAAUUGUUUUGUGCAAACAGAAUUGAUUGGUGAGUUGUGAUUUGUCAAUGUGGCAUUAUGUGAAUGCUAUGUAAAUGAAUGUACUUGAUAAAAAGAUUAAAGAACAAUCCAUGUAAUGUUGGGACCGGGAAGUGGUGUUUGGCUUGGGAACAAAUUUGAAAUACCAAGUUCAUUACAUUAUGAGAUUAAAACAUCAUGAAAUUGUAAGGAACAAAAA